Xiphophorus maculatus (southern platyfish) is the source of this 3337-nucleotide messenger RNA. RefSeq names its product vasopressin V1b receptor-like. The transcript is spliced from 3 exons. Gene Ontology annotation, biological process: positive regulation of vasoconstriction; regulation of systemic arterial blood pressure by vasopressin; G protein-coupled receptor signaling pathway. Gene Ontology annotation, cellular component: membrane. Bases 222 to 1349 code for a protein of 375 amino acids. NCBI's taxonomy places the organism in Eukaryota, Metazoa, Chordata, Actinopteri, Cyprinodontiformes, Poeciliidae. Gene Ontology annotation, molecular function: vasopressin receptor activity; peptide binding. The record is from RefSeq and is a predicted model, not a curated record.
UCCACCCAGUUUGAUCUCCAGUAUAAAAACAGGGGGCGCAGCACAGGAGAAACCAAACCAAGAGUUCAACUUCUGCAGCGUUUUACCUCCGGCAAAAUACUGGUGGGAAAAAAAUGACAUCUUUAUAGCUGGAGAAGCUGAAGUCUGAUCAAGGAUUCUCGGGGAGAAGAUUGCAAACUUUAUAUGCAGGAUUUGUCUUUUAAUUAAAUAGAUUUUUUUUAAUGUAUAUAUACUAUUUCUAUUCCAGACGCUUUGUGUCCGAGUUUAAAGUUAAAAUGCGUCCGCUAAAUGAGAGCGACUUUGUGGAUGCGUACGACGUCCCGCGGGACGAGAGUCUGGCCCGGGUGGAGAUCGCGCUGCUCGGUGCGAUCUUCGUGACCGCCACCAUCCUCAACACCGCCCUGCUGCUGCUCCUCUGGCGGCAGCGCAAGCAGAUGUCCAGGAUGCGCGUCUUCGUCUUCCACCUGUGCCUGGCGGACCUGGUGGUCGCCUUUUUCCAGGUGUGCCCGCAGCUCAUGUGGGACAUCACGGACCGGUUCGUGGGACCCGACCUGGUGUGCCGCCUGGUGAAGUACCUGCAGGUCCUGGGCAUGUUUUCCUCCACCUAUAUGAUCGUGGUGAUGACGGUGGACAGAUACCAAGCCAUCUGCAACCCGAUGGUGAAGUUUCAGCGGGCGCGCUCGAGACUGAACGUUCCCGUGUGCGUGGCGUGGGGGGUCUCUCUCGUGGGGAGCUUGCCGCAGGUUUUUAUCUUCUCCCAAGUGGAGGUCGCACCCGGUGUGUUUGACUGCUGGGCGGACUUCAUCCAGCCCUGGGGGCUGCAGACCUACAUCACCUGGACCACUCUGGUCAUUUUCAUCCUGCCGGUUUCCACGGUGGUAGUUUGCCAGGUGCGCAUCUGCAGAGCCAUCCAGACCAACCUGUCCAGAAAGACUCACAGGCAGGGAGUGAGCGUCGGGGCGCCGCUGCCAGCAAGAGCCAGCGGAGCGGCUGGGAUGUCCAAAGCCAGGGUGAAGACGCUGAAGAUGACCGUGGUCAUUGUGUUGGUGUAUGUCAUGUGCUGGGCUCCCUUCUUCACCGUCCAGCUGUGGUCCGCCUGGGACGCAAAUGCGCCUAAAGAGACUGCGAUUUUCACCAUCCUGAUGCUGCUGGCCAGCCUGAACAGCUGUGCCAAUCCCUGCAUCUACCUCCUGUUCUGCGGGGAGUUCCCCAAGAGGCUGGUGAAACUCCUGCGUCCACCGGCGCUCUCUGCCGCAAUUAUCAGGAGAGCAAAUCAGGGAUGGAUGGCCGUAAAUGAGAUGUGGACAGAGUCUCCUUCAGAUGUUGGUCUGAAAGGUGAUUUUACUUAAAUGGAGCAUUUUCAACUGGAUAAAGACUUUUUUUUUUUUUUUUUCAUGUAACAGGAUAUUUCUAAAGCCUGGAAGAGAUUGGACUUUUGUGGGCUCUUAUUUUUAUUUUCAGUUGUGCAAUGUUUUAUUUUUUUUAUAUACAAAGGUUUGUGGAAAGAAAUAUUACAGACACAACAAAUUGUACCACAGAUUGACAGUCAUUUGUUGGAUCUGGGUUUCAUUGUUCAAUAAUAAGCUGCUGGAAAAGCUAAAGAACAAAAGUCUUUGUAUAAAUGUACAAAAAGGUUUGAUGUUUUUGUUCUGAAAAAAAGUGUUCAUGUUUGUUGUGAUGAAGACAAAUUUUCUGACAAGUGAAUAAUAAAUCUAUAGAGGCACUAUUUCUGUUACUUUCUUUCUAAGGUCAUAUGAAAUGAUAAUAUUACAGGCAUAAACUUGAAAUGAAUCGUGUGUUACAUUGUCUUGCUAAAGUAUUCCUGCCCCACGAACAAUCCCAACUUGUUAUGUUACAACCAUGAACUUCAAUGUAUUUUGCUGGGAUAUGUGACAGACCAUAAUAAAUUAUUAUAUAAUUGUGAAAUAGAUUUGAAUAAAUUGUUUUCAAAAUGCUUUAUUGAAUAAACUGAAUGAAAACUGAGGUGGCAGCAUCGUGGCGUGGGAUGCUUUUCUUCAGCGGGAAUCGGGAAGCCAGCCAGAUUUGAAUAUUCUGUUUAAAUUAAAUGUUUAAAGGAUCCUACUAGCCAUAGUUGGACUUUGUAGCUGUCCUUGUUAAACAUCUGGAAUUAGCGUAUUAUCUACAGGUCUGCAGACUGAUGAGGAAUUUUAACACGAGUAGCGCAGCUUGCCAGCAGCAAGAUGACAAAUGUUUGACUUUCACCUUGUAUACAUGCAAAGAACAUGUUGGAUUUAUUUUCACUGCACCAGCUGAAAACAAGUUAUGUUUCAAUGCUGUCGUGUCUCUUUCUCUUCAUGUGAUAACAAAGGAAUCUGAAUGUAAUGUUUUCAAGGUUAAUUUUAAAGUAAGGACACAGAAAGUUUAUCCUGCUUCCUGACCAAGCUGCUUAUUCAUGUAAGGCAUUUUAAGAAAUAAUAGUGUCAGUAUUAGCAGCUAGUAUUCACUUGGAGAUAUUUUAUUUUCUCAAAACCCUGAGUGUGAGAAACACAAUUAAAGUGUUACUAUUAAUAGGAGGAAUAAUUCAAACAUUUCCCAUUUUAGAAGAGGAGGAUGAGAAGCCCUGUCUGUUUACUUAAGGAAAAGAGACUCUACAGUCGUGUGUCCUUACUCACUCACUUAUUUAUUUACCUUUUGAGAGAGCUACACCAGACUUUCCAGAAGAAUGACAUGAACAUCAUGUCAUUUUGGGUUAAUAAAACAUUAAUGACACUGGGGGUUUUUUUCAGUGUGCAAUUACAAGUUCAACUACUUUUAAGAACAUGAGUUAGGUGCACAUGUUUGAUUUAUAUACAUUUGUAGAUUAUCUGCAAUUUACACAAGAUUAAACUUAUACGUACAAGAUCACAUAUCCAUCUAAAUCUCUGAACAAGUGGUGCUGAAUGUGUUAGGAUGUUUUUUAACUGGACAGGACCGAUGCCUGCUAAUGUUUGGUAAGUGGUUAUGGCUGACUGCAUCUGGUGCUUUUUCUUUAACAACAUGAAAAGGGUUUGUUUGACAGCACUCGUAGGAUUGGCCGGUACUCUGAACACCGGCUGGGUCCAAUGAACUGAGUGAAGAUCAGGGGAGAGUUGCAGAUAUAUACAUAUAUGGAGAGUUUUGUUUUUUUUAGCAAUGUCUAAACAGUUUUAGAUUCUGUAAUUAUAGGUUCAACCAUUACUAGAAUUACUUGUUUCAAAUGCUUUGCACUUUGCCAAGGUCUUACAGAUGACCCAAACUGUCACCUCCAGGAGAAGGCAAACUGGUUUGGAUGUUCAAGAGAUACCCAGCAACUUUGAAAGCACAAGCCAGAUAGGCAAUCUAAAUAAAAAGGCAUGAU